UGGGUAUUUUGUUUCACAGAAAACAUUUGCAACACUGACUCACUUGGUGAAGCUUGAUCUUAGCUGCAACCUUAUCGUUGAGCUGCCAACCAACUUUGGAGAACUAGAACGCCUGAAGCAUUUGGACCUCUACAACAACAAGCUCACUCACCUUCCGGUGAGUUUCCACCGGCUCACGUCGCUGCGAUGGCUGGACCUGAAGAACAACCCGCUGAGCUCUCAGCUGGCGGCCGCCGCCGGCGAGUGCCUCAACCCCAAGGAGUGCGAACAGUGCGCGCGCCGCGUGGUCCAGUUCAUGGGCCGCGUCAAGGAGCACUACGACCAGGAGCGAAUACGGCGGCAGCAGCACGAGAAAGAGCUCAUGCAAGCGAAGUUGGCGGCAGAAGAGGCAGAAAAAGAGAGGUUAAGGCUGGAGAAAAAGGCUAAAAAGGAGAAAAAGAAGCAAGAGUUGAGGGAAAUGAAGAUAGAGAAUCUGCACCACCAUCACCCCGAUCACGCAGAACUGAAAGCGUCUCUGGUGGAGGAAAAGAGUGUCAAAUCAUCCAAAGCAGAGAGUGGUGGCGGCCUCUCGUUCGUCGGGAAGCUGAACCUGGUGCUGCUUCUGACGGCCGUGGCGCUGGUCGGCGGCGCCCUCUACCUGCAACAGCGCGGCGGCAGGGCGCCCAGCGCCGGUCUGCCCGCCGACCUGGCCGGCCGAGCCAUGGACUUCUCCGUGCGGGCGUUCGAGCGUGUCUCCGAGCUGGGCACCAGCACCGGCGACCUGCUGGUGAAGCAGACGCUGGCGGUCUGGAGGUGGGGCGGGGAGCUGGCCGCGCAGAUAGACCUGUACCUGACGCAGGCGCUCGGCGAGUCCUGGCACUCCACCAAGGCGGCCGCUGGGGAGGCCGGCAGUGCGCUGAGCCGGGUCUCGCGCCGCGCCGGCGAGCAGAGCCUGGCACUGCUGUCGUACGCGGUGCGGCGGGCCUGGGAGUCGGCUGGCCCUCUCUGGGAGGCGGCCUGCGACCAGGCGGCGCGACUGCGACAGGACGCCGGCCCGCUGCUGAUACAGUGGACCGAGGCCGGCUGGCGCGCGCUCGUCGACUUCUGGGCGGCCGUGCAGCGCGAGGCGCCCGGGUACGCGGCGGCCGCCUGGGAGGUGGCCUGUCGGGUCGCCCAGGGCGUCUGGAUGAUGUGCUCUGACGGCUGGGAACUGGUCAGCACCCAAGUGCCUGUAUACGCCUCGCUGGCCGCUGAGCGUCUCACUAAACUGGUGGCGUCCGUAACAGGUGGUUAGGGGGCGCUGCUGGCCUCAGCCACAUCGGCCAGCGAUAUAUCCUAUUUUGUUGCUUUCGGUUUGGUGAUUUUACGCGAAUCUAUCAGUUGUGCGUAAAAUGCAUGGGAUUUGGUUUCUACGGGCAUAAUGGGUUGGUGGGAAAUUCAGCGGGGCAACUUUGUGCGUUUAAGCACCAAGCUGUGUGCAUCCAAGGGGUGUGGCGUCACGUUUUGCAACGAACCUUUGGCUGCAUGUUGUGACGAAAACAAAAGGUACUGUGCGGAUCGUGUGCCAGCAAAAUGACGUUGUGUAUGAGUUCCUUGAUCCCAUUAACGGAUUGCUUUUGGCUCAAGUUUCGGUUGGGUUCUUCGCGUUUUGGUGGUUCUGCAUUGCUACGAUGAUGGCUUCGUUGUUAAAUUAGCUCAUUCUGGUCAUUUUUCAAUUUUGGUAUGGAUCAAGCGGAGACCCAGCGACAAGAAUAUUAUUUGUACGAGUUUAGGGUCACUGGUAAAGAUAUGGUCGUUUAAUGUGAUACGAAGCCAUUCCGCUCACACAUCCAAAUGAUCUUAUGUGUGAUAAAAUAAACGGUGAAUUAA
Amphibalanus amphitrite is the source of this 1848-nucleotide messenger RNA. RefSeq lists its product as uncharacterized. Lineage: Eukaryota; Metazoa; Arthropoda; Thecostraca; Balanomorpha; Balanidae. The record is from RefSeq and is a predicted model, not a curated record. The coding region runs from base 296 to 1273 and encodes 325 amino acids. The transcript has 4 exons.